AUGAGCGAUUCAAAGAAAAUAUUAAACUUGCCUGAUAUUGAUACCUCUCAACCAGAUACAUUUGAAACUCCAGAUGUACCUGAUACUUCAAGUGUUAAUAUUCAAGAACCAGAAUUAGUCAAUGAAAAUAUUGAAAGAGUAUCAUUGGUACCAUCAAAGGCACAUUCAAAGUUUGCAAAUAGAAAGUUUAAUAAUGAUGGGGAGGAUUUCUCUGAUUCUAUCUAUAAGAAGAAUAAUCGUGUUGCCAGCAACAAGAGAAUUCAAGUUGGCGCUCCACUCUUGGCCAAUCAAACAGAGUUUGAUAUGCUUCCCAAUGGUCAGGAAAAGGAAGAGUCUGCCAUGCAAAAGUUCCAAAGAUUGCAAUAUGAAGUAAGAACAUUCAGAGAAGAGAUGCAAAGUGUCGUAGACUCUUCUGCCGACAGCGAGGUUGAAACUGGUAUCAAAGCAGUUGAAUUGACUCACCAUCUUGCCGAUCUCCAAAGUCAAUUAUCUUUAUUGUUGGAUAAUGAAAAAUUAUUACCAAUCCUCGAUGAAAAUAGACAAGUAUUACAUUAUAAACAACUUCAAAAUGAAUCAUCUAAAUUAUUGGCAUCAAAUAUUAAAUCAUUCACAUCAUCUAAUCAACAACAACAACAACAAGAGGGAUUGUCAUCUGCAUCUGUACCAUCAUCAUCAUCAUCAUCAACUGCAGACAAUCAUGUAAAAUAUGAAUUAUACUAUUCUGGUGAUCAAGCAAAAUACCAAAAACUUCAAAGAAUGGUAGAUUUGGAUAAAAGAUUAGCAAAUAUUGAAACUUUGGUUGGAAGUAAAUCUGAAUUAUCAAUACCACUUUGUCAAUCAUUGGUAGAAAUUAGAGAUAAAUUGAAUUUAUUGGAUUCGACAAAGAUUGAUGUAUUAAAUGUAAAGUUGAAAAAUACAAUGAAACAAAUGGAGACACUCAAGACUCAAGAUGAAUCAACCACCAAGGCAUUUACAACCAAUGAAAAGAAGAUUGCUGAAAUGUUUGAUACCAUGAAUCGUUGGGAUCACAUUAGUUCACAAUUACCAUCGAUCAUUAAUAGAUUGUACACACUCAGAUCGUUGCACGAAGAAGGUCUUUCCUUUACCAAUCAUUUAUCCAAUCUCGAAAAGGAACAAUCAAACAUCUCUUCUUUACUCAAGACCAACAGUAGUUUAAUGAACAAAAUGGACGAUUCAUUUAAAAAUAAUAUGACCACUAUUCAAUCAAAUAUUGAAUUACUCGAAAAAAGAAUCACUGAAAUUCAAUCAAAAUUAAAUAAAUAA
Cavenderia fasciculata is the source of this 1284-nucleotide messenger RNA. RefSeq names its product dynactin 50 kDa subunit (gene dynB). Bases 1 to 1284 code for a protein of 427 amino acids. Gene Ontology annotation, cellular component: cytoplasm; dynactin complex. Lineage: Eukaryota; Evosea; Eumycetozoa; Acytosteliales; Cavenderiaceae. The record is from RefSeq and is a predicted model, not a curated record. Gene Ontology annotation, biological process: mitotic spindle organization. The transcript has 5 exons.